Balaenoptera acutorostrata (minke whale) is the source of this 2907-nucleotide messenger RNA. It is a transcript of the gene FBXO5, whose product is annotated as F-box protein 5. The transcript is spliced from 6 exons. Gene Ontology annotation, molecular function: protein binding. Gene Ontology annotation, cellular component: nucleus. The record is from RefSeq and is a predicted model, not a curated record. The coding region runs from base 567 to 1850 and encodes 427 amino acids. NCBI's taxonomy places the organism in Eukaryota, Metazoa, Chordata, Mammalia, Artiodactyla, Balaenopteridae. Gene Ontology annotation, biological process: negative regulation of meiotic nuclear division; regulation of mitotic nuclear division.
CGGCAGUGGCCUCCCUGCGCUCCGAGGUCCCGCCCCCGGCCUCAGCAUCUUUCCGGACGCGCGGAGCCGCCGGGGAAGAAGGAGGUUGGGCCUGGCGGCUCGGCCCCGCCUCGGCAGCCUCCAAUUGGGCGUGGGUGAGGGCACCCCCUCCCGCCGCCUUCCCAUUGGAGCGCGCGUGCGAGCGGCGCGCCCCAUUGGGCCGUGCGGAUUUGGGCACCAAAUUCAAAGAUUUUAAAAGUACCAGCUGGCGCCUUUUAGAAGCUAGAGCUCUGAGGAGCGGGUGGCCCGUUUCUCUGUCGCGGGCGCAGCUCCCUCACCUGAGGCGGACCCCACUUGCCCUGGCAUGAGCCGGUGCCCCUGCAGCUGCUCCCCACGGCCGCCCUCCGAUUCCUGUCGCUGCAGCUGCAGCGUCCUGACAGCCGCCGGACGCCCUCGCCCCUCGGACGUUUAUUUUGCAGUAUAAACUUCACACUCUAAAUCUACAACCAGCAUCCAGAUUUUGGAACCAAUGAAAGGAACCAAAGUUCCUUGGAGAAAUAAUAGAUUUUCUGGCUGGAACAGGAAAAAUGCAAGAUGAGCCUGGAGCAUCUUGUUUAGUGCCAAAAAGUUGUAAAGAAGAAAGUUCCACUGUCUCUGUCAAAAUGAAGUGUGAUUUUAACUAUAACCAUGUUCAUUCUGGAAUUAAACCGGUAAAGCCUGAUGACAAUAGAAGACAAGGUUCCUACACUACUGCGAAUUUGGAAGGUUCUUAUAAAGACUUCAUUAAAGACUAUGAAAGGUUAUCAGAUAUUGGGUCACCGAUCGUGAGCCCCAGGAUUGUAGAACUUGAAACUGAGAGCAAGCCCUUGCAUAAUAAGGAAAAUCUACAUGUACAGCAAACACUUAAUAGUUCGAACGACAUAGAAGAACUAGAGACCGGUGGACCUUAUGAAGACAGUGGCUACUCUUCAUUUUCCCAGCAAAGUGGCCUCAGUGAACAUGAAGACAGUAGCCUUCCCCUGGUGGAAAAUUUCAGUGACAGUCCACAAUCUUGCCUGCUACGGACACAAAGCCCAGACCAAUAUCCCAACAAAAACUUGCUGCCGGCUCUUCAUUUUGAAAAAGUGGUUUGUUCAACAUUAAAAAAAAAUUGUAAACGAAAUCCUAAAAUAGACUGGGAGAAGCUGAAGGAAUUUAUAUCCAGUGGAAAUUUUAGACUACAGAAUAUAAUUGGCAGGAAAAUGGGCCUAGACUGUGUAGAUAUUCUCAGUGAACUCUUUCGAAGGGGACUCAGACAUCUCUUAGCAAAUAUUUUGACACAGCUCAGUGAUAUGGACUUAAUCAAUGUGUCUAAAGUGAGCACAACUUGGAAGAAGAUUCUAGAAGAUGAUAAGGGGGCAUUGCAAUUGUACAAUAAAGCAAUACAAAGAAUUACCGAAAAGAACAUUAAGUUUUCACCACACGCUUCAACCAGAGAGUAUGUUUUAUUCAGAACCCCAUUAGUUUCCGUGCAAAAGUCAGCCACCCAGACUCUCCCCAAAAAAGACGCUCGAACCAAGUUACCUGAUCCAGGUGAUCAGAAAGGUUCUACUUACAGUCGACACAGUGAAUUCUCUGAGGUUGCCAGAACUUUGAAAAAGAACGAGAGCCUCAAAGCCUGUAUUCGCUGUAAUUCACCUGCAAAAUACGAUUGUUAUUUACAACGGGCAACCUGUAAACGAGAAGGCUGUGGAUUUGAUUAUUGCACAAGGUGCCUGUGUAAUUAUCAUACCACUGAAGACUGUUCAAAUGGCAAGCCCCUAAAAGCCAGUUUUAAAAUGGGUCCUUUGCCUGGUACUAAGAAAAGCAAGAAGAAUUUACGACGACUGUGAUCUCUUAAUAAAUCAGUUGUAAGUGAUCUUGAAGGUUAGUUAGAAAAUGUUAGGUUUUAACUUAAAAAAAUAAAAAAUAAAUGUACUGUGAUGUUCAAUUUUAUGUUGAAAUCAGUGUAGUACAUGGGAUUUUUUUCCCCCAGUGAGAAGAGAGGAUACACAAACUCUUAAAAUAUUUUACAAUUUAAUGUGAAAAAAUUCAAAAUUCUCAAUAUAAAUCAGAAAAUUUAAAUAUUUUAAGAAAAACUGUUUUUCUGAUGAUUGUGAUUCAGAGAUGAAAUAAAAUUGUCUCAAUUUUAUGGUAAAGGAGGACCAUGUAGUUUUACCUGGACAAUCUUAAAUGUAAAUCUUCUUUACCAUCCAUUAGCAUUUGAGACAUUUUAUUUGCUUUACCAAAUUAAUAAUACCUAUUGAAAUAUCAUCUUCUGGUGUCUGUUAAUUUAAAUGUUUUGUCACCUUUCUUGAACCUCUUUUUCAGUGUGUGUAUUUCCCAAAAAAGUAUCUUUUGUGAAAUCUUGCUUUUCAUUAUUCGUAAGGUUUGUAUGUUUUAAUAUUUUGUACAUAUGUAAAUAUUUCUGUAUUUUUUAUGUGCCAGAGUAAGAAAAUAAAUGUCUCUUUUGUAUAUACAUGUAAAUAAAUUUUUUUCCUGUUAUGAAUAAAAGUGUUACAAGCUUAAUAAAUAAUGUGAGUCUUUUAUUUAAACAUUUUAAUCCUAGAAACAGCUGAAGUAAGAAGCUGUAGGACACUGCCUGGUAUGUGUGAAGGCAUUGCGUGGAUCUUUGUCUCCUUUUCUGAGGACCUUGUGAGAUUACCAGGCUCUGUUCCAGGCUCUAUUACAGUUUUCUCCCCACCCAGUAUCCUAGUAGUUGUGUAGUUGGGUCUUGAAAUAAGCAUCUCAGGAUGGUUCAAUACAGGAAGACCAUAAAACACUCUUUGAGGAAUACUGGUGUAUUAAUUCAUUCAUCACUAAACCAGUUAAACUGCAUGGCUUAAACAGCCACAAAAGAAAUAUAUAAAACUAUACUAGAAAGAUUAAAAACAGUAUGUAGAAUAAAAU